AUGACUUCAAGUGAAAACAAUGGUAGCUCCAAUCCAUCUAUCAAACCCAUUGACAACUAUCAAUCUGCAAUGAUGGUAGAUGAAGAUAAUACAAUCCCCUGUUCAAAUUUGUUGGAUAGGUCAGAAGAUGCCCAAGCCCAACCUAACAAUGAGAUAACUGAGGAACAAGGGAGGUUGAAAUCAGUUGUGUGGAAUCAUUUUAAGAAAAGGAAAGUUGAUGGGAAAGACAAGGCUAAGAAAAAGUUUAAGGACAUUAGGGAUAUGAAACAAAAAAUUUUGAUGAGGGAUCAACAUAAAGUGGACUCGGUGGCAGGUGUGAAUGCUUAUCAUUUUGAUCAAGAUGAAUCAAGAAAAGAACUCGCUCGUAUGAUCAUCUUGCAUGAGUAUCCCCUUUCUAUAGUUGAUCACAUUGGCUUUAGAAGAUAUUCAACUUCUCUUCAACCAUUAUUCAAGAUGGUUUGUAGGAACACAAUCAAGAAGGACAUUAUGAGCAUCUAUGAUCAUGAAAAGGAGAAAUCAAUGCAUGAAAUAGAAAGGAAUCGGAGUAGAAUUGCUAUUACCAUUGAUAUGUGGACUUCACAAAACAAAAGGCAAGGGUUUAUGGUUGUAACAACACAAUUCAUUGAUAAUUUAUGGAGAUUACAAAGCCAAGUUAUGAGGUUUAUUUAUGUGCCAUCUCCACAUACAAAAGAAGUGUUUUUUGAUAUCCUUCUACAAACCUUGUUGGAAUGGAAUAUUGAUAGGAAGUUAUCUACUAUGACAAUGGACAAUUGCAGUACCAAUGAUGCAGAUGGUUUGAAUGCUAUUAGGUCAUGCAUUGAGAAGGUUCGUGAGAGAGUGGGAUUUUGGACUAGAUCAACAAAAAGAAGGCAACGAUUUACAAAUAUGGUUCGACAAUUACAUGUUGAAUGUACCAAAGAACUAGCCCACGAUUAUAAGACUUGCUGGAACUCUACUUAUCUUAUGCUUUCUACUGCUAUAGAGUAUCGAGAUUUCUUUUUUCGAUUGAGCCAAAGGGAGUCAUCUUAUAAGUGCAUUCCAAAAGAGGAAGAAUGGGAGAUGGCAAGUAGUAUAUGUGAGAGAUCGGCAUUGUUUACAAGGUUACAGAGCUAUUCUCAAGUACCUCAUAUACUAUAG
Quercus robur (English oak) is the source of this 1137-nucleotide messenger RNA. RefSeq names its product zinc finger BED domain-containing protein RICESLEEPER 2-like. The transcript is spliced from 4 exons. Bases 1 to 1137 code for a protein of 378 amino acids. Lineage: Eukaryota; Viridiplantae; Streptophyta; Magnoliopsida; Fagales; Fagaceae. The record is from RefSeq and is a predicted model, not a curated record.